Messenger RNA from Metarhizium album ARSEF 1941, 1296 nucleotides. RefSeq names its product succinyl-CoA synthetase beta chain. The coding region runs from base 1 to 1296 and encodes 431 amino acids. Gene Ontology annotation, cellular component: succinate-CoA ligase complex; mitochondrion. NCBI's taxonomy places the organism in Eukaryota, Fungi, Ascomycota, Sordariomycetes, Hypocreales, Clavicipitaceae. Gene Ontology annotation, molecular function: ATP binding; metal ion binding; succinate-CoA ligase (ADP-forming) activity. The transcript is spliced from 6 exons. The record is from RefSeq and is a predicted model, not a curated record. Gene Ontology annotation, biological process: tricarboxylic acid cycle; succinyl-CoA metabolic process.
AUGUCUAGCCCGAAACUCUCACAGCGACUCUGGAAGAUUGCUCCGAGAGCAAGUCAACUCACCCGUAAGGAGCAGAUCCGGCAACUGAGCUUGCACGAGUACCAGUCCCAAGAUAUCCUGAGACAUUAUGGCGUUCCUGUUCCUCGCGGCCGCACAGUCAACACAGCCAAAGAGGCUCGGCUUGCAGCGCAAGAGCUCGGCCCAGAAUGCAUGGUCAAAGCCCAGGUCUUGGGUCGUGGCCGCGCCGCCGGCCGGUUCGACAACGGGCUCCGAAGCGGCGUCCAAGCCGUUUCGACCCCAGACCAAGCCGAGCACGUCGCGUCCAGAAUGCUCAAGCAGAAUCUUGUCACAAAAUACAACAGCCCCCACGGCCAUUUCGUCGACAAGCUGUACGUCACCGAGGCGGCAACCUGCGACGCGCACUGGUACCUCGCCAUGACGAUUGAUCGGGAAAACUACCGGCCUGCCAUCAUCGUCUCCAAAGUGGGCGGGGUUGAGCUCCAUGAUGUCGUUGAACAACGUCCCGAAAGUCUGUUUACCUUUAACUUUGGCCUAUCGGAGGGCAUUACCGAUGCCUUGGUGCAGGAUAUCCAGAGGCGUCUGGGCACGACGGGCCAAGAAACCGAGAGCCUGACCCAUAUUCUUACCCAAAUGCACAGCAUCUUCCGAGACCGAGAAGCCACCCAUCUCGAAAUCAACCCGCUGGGGCGAUGCCCCGACGGUUCUUUCACCAGCCUGAGCGCCAAUUUCGCCUUCGACAAGGCCGCCGAACAAAGGCAAGCGGACAUGUUUGCACUUCGCGACAAGACGCAGGAAGUCCCCGACGAAGUGGAAGCCGAGAAGCACGGCCUAGUGUACGUCCGAAUGGACGGCAACAUAGGCAACGUCGUCAACGGCGCGGGCCUGUCCAUGGCCACCAACGACGCCAUCGGGUUCCACGGCGGCUCGAGUGCCAAUUUCCUCGACGCAGGCGGAAAGGCGACCAAAGAUACCAUGAUGCAGGCGUUUCGAAUCAUUACGCGCGACAAGAGGGUCAGGGCUAUUCUGGUCAACAUUUAUGGCGGCAUCACGCACUGUGACAUGAUUGCCGAGUCGAUUGUUGGCGCCGCAAGCGAACUGGACAUCCGAGUGCCCAUGGUCGUGAGACUGCAGGGCACGAAUUCUGAAAAGGGAGUGAAGAUGCUCAAAGACGCAAAUCUAGGCUUGGUGGUUGAGUCUGAUUUCGGGCAGGCGGCGAAGCGAGCGGUCGAACUUGCACAGUCUGUUGGGGGCAAUGUAGAUGGGCACAGUAUCUGA